AAUACACUGAUACGGUUAGUUGCGAAAGUACAAGGUUCACAUAAAUUAAUUUUGUUCCUAUUGUGAUACGUGUGUAAAUUACGUACGCUGAACAAGAUACAAGCCCAAUCUCAAAGGUAAAAAUAUGAAAUUCGUAGACGUUGAAGAUGAGUACAAGAGAAAUAAAGAUUUGCACGUGGACGACGUGAAAUCCCUUCAAGGGUGGAUUCAGAAGCAACCGCACCUUCCGCCGUUGUCUGAUCUACAGUUGGCGAUUUUCCUCCAUAGCUGUUAUUGGAGCAUGGAGCAGACCAAGUGCGCGAUUGAAAAGUUUCUGACCUACAGAGGCGCGUGGUCCGAUUUCUUUGCCAAUCGAAAUCCAAACGAUCCGACAGUGAGAAGCCACAUGGCAGUGUCACUGUGCACCUUUCUUCCUAACCCUACGCCGGAAAACCACAAGAUCUUCUUCUACAAGCUUAUGAAUACGGACCUGGAUAGGUUUUCGGCAAGGGAGGAAUUUAAACUUAUCGAUAUGUGUAUCACGUUAGAGCUGAUGCAGAAAGGUACGUCCGAUGGUUGUGUAUUAGUGUUUAACAUGAAGGAUGCUACCGUCGGGCACGUUUUGAAGAUCGAUAUCACAACGGCCAGAAGGAUUAUGUUGUACGUGCAGGAGGCGUUACCUGUCAGACUCUCAGGCAUUCACGUCAUAACGAUGGCUGGCGUUGUUAAACUGUUCAUGCCACUCAUUAUGCCCUUCCUGAAGAAAGAGCUCGCGAGUUUGUUGCAUUUUCACGAUUCAUACGAAUCUUUGUGCAAGUUUCUACCACGAGAAGUACUUCCUGCUGAUGUAGGAGGCGAAGGCCCCACUACCAAGGAGUUGUACGAAAACAUGCACAAGUCGUACGCUGAAUACGCGGAUUUCUUCGUGGAACAAGAAAGUCUCGUUUCAAACGAAAGUCUACGUGAUCAACGGCCAUCCUACAUGGAUGAGGAUUUAGGAAUCGGUAUAGGUGGAUCGUUCAAGAAGCUCGACAUUGAUUAAAACAUAGUGCGCUAUGGAGGAAGCUUCGCUGCUCCAUUGAAACAGCCUUUUACAAUUAAGAACAAAAUAAAUGCGUUUACUUUCACAAU
Photinus pyralis (common eastern firefly) is the source of this 1110-nucleotide messenger RNA. RefSeq names its product alpha-tocopherol transfer protein-like. Lineage: Eukaryota; Metazoa; Arthropoda; Insecta; Coleoptera; Lampyridae. The transcript is spliced from 6 exons. Gene Ontology annotation, molecular function: phosphatidylinositol bisphosphate binding. The record is from RefSeq and is a predicted model, not a curated record. Gene Ontology annotation, cellular component: membrane. The coding region runs from base 125 to 1021 and encodes 298 amino acids.